Molecule: messenger RNA, 2103 nt
Organism: Lingula anatina
Lineage: Eukaryota; Metazoa; Brachiopoda; Lingulata; Lingulida; Lingulidae
Product: acyl-coenzyme A diphosphatase NUDT19
Cellular component (GO): mitochondrion
Molecular function (GO): hydrolase activity, acting on acid anhydrides, in phosphorus-containing anhydrides
Source: RefSeq, a predicted model, not a curated record
GUAGUCAACUUCCGGAAUAAACAUGCCUUGUCCUUGCACGGGCGGGUACACGUUGACAGUAUUAUCAAUCAAGUUUCACAAUCAUAUAUGACCCAGUUCUUGAAUGCCAGUAUGUAGGUAUGCACCGCCUUCUUUUCCGUCACUUUAACACGAUGUCAUCGCCUUGGAAGGAAGCAGCGACGCUAGUCCUAGCCGCGAAAGCACCGAAUGCGUCCCGUCAGGGGACUUUGAUCCCAUUCGAUUAUAAACUCUUGAUGCUGAAACGAAGCUCUCGUAGCGGCUUCAUGCCCAGUGCGAACGUAUUUCCCGGGGGUGUGUUGGAUCCGGCUGAUGAGUCUUCGGAAUGGGUAAAGCUGUUUGAGUCCGCUGGCGUAGGGGUGGAAGAACUGAAGAAAUUCUCGGAUAUUCCAGGCCCUCGGCCUGCGGCGUUUCGCACUCGGCCUCGACAGAAAGUGUCUGGCUCUGAAGUUGCGUUGCCGAGGGAAGUGGCUUUUCGCAUCUGUGCAAUACGGGAAACGUACGAGGAAUCUGGUAUUUUACUGGGCAGGAGAUUUAUCAGGCAAUCACAUGGCCAAAAGUCAGAAGUCACAAAUUCUGGGAAGUUCUACAAUAACAGUGGACUUAAAAUAGCUGACCACUGUGAUUUAGAAUGGUCAGUCCUUGACCAGUGGCAGUCUAAAGUGGACUCCAAUGCCAACAACUUUCUAGCCAUGUGUAAGGAGUUUAGUAUAGUGCCUGAUGUAUGGGCAUUAAGGGAGUGGUUCAAUUGGCUGACCCCUACCGCCGGCGUAAAGCCCGGAAAAGGGGCAGAUCACAAGCUUGCCCCGCGGAGAUACGACGCUUUAUUCUUCCUGUGCUGUAUAGAUGAUCUCUUGGACGUGUCACACUGUCAACGGGAGAUGGUCAAGGCUGAGUGGGUCAGUCCUGUUGAUGCUCUGCUUGACCAUCGGGCUCAUCUGAUUUAUCUUCCUCCCCCUCAAGUAUUCACAUGUAGUGGACUAUGUAACCACCCUAGCAUAGAGCACCUGCAAAGGUUCAGUGUAACGCGCGAACAGAACGGCAUGGAACGCUGGCUGCCAGUGCUGGUGCCAUGCAGGGACGGAGUGGCCGAGCUGUGGCCAGGAGAUGACCGCUACCCUGCUGAGCCUGACCUCUAUGGAGUAUCGGACUCGGAGACGGAUUCCGUGGUCACUCUGAAGGAGUUUAGGGAAGGGUGUGCUUCGUUGAAUAGACUGGAGUUGAAUUCACCGCAGGAUUCGAAGAUUGUUUCAAAUGUGGCGUCGUAUGGACAUCUAGGUCUAUAUCAAGGGGAAUUGAGGACACCACUGUUGAAUAAAUUGUGAAUUGUGCCUUAAAUGUAUUGAACCAGCAGCCAAGUGGACUUCCAUAAACUUUCUUAACAAGGAAAAAUUUAUAUAAAAUGAUAGGGCUACAUAUACUUAUUUGCUCAUUUUACAUAUCCAAAGGAGGUCAAAAUGUGCUUAUAUUAUUAACUCUAAGGAAGUGAAAGAAAGGGAAAUAUUUUGACCAUAUUCAUUAUCAAAGUAAUUUUUAUAGUAUAUUUUUUUUUCAUUUAAGUCUUUUGUACAUGAAAUAAGUGCACACAAGUAAUGUGCACUUUGCUAAGGUCAGUAUUUUUAUAGCAGCAUUAUUUUGAUGCAUGCCUAUAUCAACUAUUCACUGAUUUUCUUUUUAAGGCAUUCAAUGCACAUUAGACUUUUGUGCAAAUUAAAUUUUCUUGUAAAUUUCAGUAGUUUCCCUCUUUAUCAGCAAGAUAUCCAUUAUCCAAAACCAUUGAGAAUAGUAUGAUGAUGUUAAAACAGGUUUUCAGGUUAUAAAUUUGUUUUUACUGUCACAAAAAAAAAAAAAAAGAAAUGUAAGCAGUCUUGAUCUCCAUGAUAAGAGUGCGUCAAAAAUAAGAAUUUUUUUUGCCAUAAGAUAUACCGUGGUGAAAAUGGAAGUACUGAAAGUUCAUUGUCUGCCAUAUGUGAAUGUCUACGUGUUACUUUAAAUGCAUUCAAUGGCUUGUCAUAGGCAAAAAUGUUAAUUUUUCAAAUAAUGUAAUUUGUUAUAAAAAUACUUGAAAAGCAAUAAAGUCUUUCA